Triticum aestivum (bread wheat) is the source of this 1037-nucleotide messenger RNA. RefSeq names its product senescence-specific cysteine protease SAG39-like. Lineage: Eukaryota; Viridiplantae; Streptophyta; Magnoliopsida; Poales; Poaceae. Gene Ontology annotation, molecular function: cysteine-type peptidase activity. The record is from RefSeq and is a predicted model, not a curated record. Gene Ontology annotation, biological process: proteolysis. The transcript has 2 exons. Bases 18 to 1037 code for a protein of 339 amino acids.
AGAGAUUCUGAUCAAACAUGGCUAUCACCAGGGCUUCGCUCCUUGCCAUCCUUGGCUGCCUCUGCUUCUGCAAUUCUGUCCUCGGAGCUCGCGAGCUGAACGAUGACUUGUCAAUGGUGGCAAGGCAUGAGGGUUGGAUGGCGGAGUACGGUCGCAUGUACAAGGACGCUACUGAGAAGGCGCAGAGGUUUGAGAUAUUCAAGGCUAAUGCCAGGUUCAUCGAAUCGUUCAACGCCGGGAACCGCAAGUUCUGGCUCAGCAUCAACCAGUUCGCUGAUAUCAGCAAUGAUGAGUUCAGGGCAACCAAGACAAACAAGGGGUUCAUUCCCAACAAGGUGAAGGUUCAUACAGAAUUCAGGUAUGAGAAUAAGAGCUUUGAUUCACUCCCCGUGACGGUGGACUGGAGGACAAAGGGUGCGGUCACUCCCAUCAAGGAUCAAGGCCAGUGUGGUUGUUGUUGGGCUUUUUCUGCUGUUGCUGCGACAGAGGGCAUUGUCAAGAUAAGUACCGGCAAUCUGGUCUCGCUCUCGGAGCAAGAAUUGGUGGAUUGUGAUGUCCAUGGCGAGGACCAAGGCUGUGAGGGUGGUCUCAUGGACGACGCAUUCAAGUUCAUUAUCAAGAAUGGAGGCCUCACCAAAGAGUCUAGUUAUCAAUAUGCCGGUGCAGAUGGCAAAUGCAAGAGUGGAUCUGACAAUGUUGCAACGAUUAAGAGCUAUGAGGAUGUGCCUGCCAAUGAUGAGGGUGCUCUCAUGAAGGCAGUGGCAAGCCAACCUGUGUCAGUUGCGGUGGACGGAGGUGAUAUGACAUUCCAAUUCUACUCUGGUGGCGUGAUGACCGGCUCUUGUGGUACCGAUUUGGAUCAUGGGAUUGCAGCCAUCGGUUAUGGAACGACCAGUGAUGGUACAAAGUAUUGGUUGAUGAAAAAUUCCUGGGGCACAACUUGGGGCGAGAAUGGAUAUUUAAGAAUGGAGAAAGACAUCAGCGACAAGAAGGGCAUGUGUGGCCUUGCCAUGGAGCCUUCAUACCCCACGGCGUAG